CCAGCCCCGUAGUGAUCAGGCACAGAGCAGCUCACUUUGACUUACCUCACCUCACUCCCUUUGCCACUAUCUAUACCAUGAAGGCAGCAGCUGCAUACAUGCUCCUAAUGCUGGCACUAAUGCCCAUCUUCAAUGUGGAGUCAACCUCAAAAAAACAAGUUGACUGCAGUGGCUUUAAAAAAUUGCCACCAGGCGAGGCCCCGGUCUGCAUACAAAUAUAUGACCCAAUAUGUGGUUCUGAUGGAAACACAUAUUCUAAUAAAUGUAUUUUUUGCUCUGCUGUUAAGCAGAGUGAUGACAGAAUCAGAUUUGUAAAUUUUGGGAUGUGUUGAAUUAAAGCAACAGUUCUGAAAUAUUCUCUGCUUCCUUUCCUUCCAACUAGAAGAUCAAUGCACAAGACAUCUGUUUUUCCAGAAGAUUCUCCUUCCGAAUGUUUGUCUGAUUGUCAACACUGCUUAUAGAAUAAAAGCAAAAUUUAUUGAAAAAA
Molecule: messenger RNA, 487 nt
Organism: Vombatus ursinus (common wombat)
Lineage: Eukaryota; Metazoa; Chordata; Mammalia; Diprotodontia; Vombatidae
Product: serine protease inhibitor Kazal-type 9-like
Exons: 4
Coding region: 78-332 (84 amino acids)
Molecular function (GO): protein binding; serine-type endopeptidase inhibitor activity
Source: RefSeq, a predicted model, not a curated record